AUGGCCGACAAAAAAGACACGGAAAGAGUAGGGAAGCUGUCUCUGGAAACACCCAAGGACAGAUUCCCCGACUAUGACCCUGUAGAACGACCCGAACUUUAUAGCUUGGCUAGUCUUCGAGGACUGAGUCCCAAGAAGGGCGCCAACGCAGGCCAACUGAGGUAUGAAUUGAUGCGCGAGGACGAGGACAGAAAGUAUGAGAAAUGGAAGGCACCGCUUCUUGCGAGAGAGUUCAAAGCCCGAGUGGGACCCCAGGAGUUGUCACUUCAGGAUAUGAUCCAAGCAUUGAAGAAAGCAGACGACCAAAUUCGUGAAGCAAUGCAGGCUGAUGAUGGAGACGACGACGACGAUGGCGGCGACGAUGAUGAUGGUGGUGACGACGAUGGAGGUGGAGACGGUGAUGAUGAUGGUGGUGAUGCUGGUGGGCAGGCUCACAGCAGUAAAGGGACGACUCAAAUUGGAGACAAGCAGCGAAACCCUGGUCUACCAACUCCAUCUCCAACUCCAGCAGCAGACAUCGGCGACGUUCAGGCUCGUUCCAGAGAGCCACUACACCAAUCGGAGGAAGAAGGGGAAGAUGUGUCACCACAGCCUACUGGCCGCCAGGGCUCAGCAACACGGAGCCCGUCUGUGAAGAUCGAAGACUCUCCCGAACCAGAAGCUCAGACUGGUGCUUCCAAAACCAUCCGAAAUGUGGCCAAGAAGGCUGUGGAAUUUGUGACCGGCUCCACAUCACAGCAAGGAGCUUCUACAACUUCACCUGAGCCUUCGGCCCCAGCGCAUCCCGCACAGGCACAGGCAGCCGCCGCCGCCUCGACUCUCUCCACAUCACAGGAAGGAGCUUCUACAACUUCACCUGAGCCUUCGGCCCCAGCGCAUCCCGCACAGGCACAGGCAGCUACCGUCGCCUCGACUCUCUCCACAUCGGCAGACACAUCAAAUAGUCAGGAUGAGAUGCUUCAAGCAUCAAUGAGGUGGGAAGAGUGCUGGCGGAACCUCACGUCUCAUCAGUUCAAUCUCAGUCUCCGAAUACAAGAAUUUGAACUGCUUCUCAGGAAGCCCGAAAGCCCGGAGGUGACUAGCAGGGGAAAACGCAUCGUCUCCCAGUGCGACAAAUCCUUGAAUGCAUGCCACGAAGUGAUGAGAAAUCUAUCCGGGAUACUUGAUGAGGCCAAAGCUCAUUCAUCGAGCCAGAUCGCCGACUCGGACGAGCUCACAGAGCGGCGCGAAAAGACUGAGAUCGCCAGAAAGCUCAUGACCAAAGAUUCCAACGAGCUGAGCCAUAUAAAAGACAUAGUGACUCCCUCUCGGCCCAAACUCGUUAAAAUGACUUGGCGGGAAAGGGCAAAUGAGCUGGGGUUCAGACCAGCCCCAAUGCCGGUGGCAAGCAGCGACGGAGGCUCAUCAGCAUUUAGGAGCAAUCCCGACUCGUCACUACCACGGGGCACAGGACAUGACGAGCAACCACGGACGGCCGCCGGCGGCACAGCCCCUGCUGCUGGAGAGUCAGAAUACGUCUUACUUUGGGACCCGGAGGAGUUUUCCGAUGUCCAGGAGUACUUUGACACAAAUGUGAACAAAGCCGAGAUUAAUGAUACCAAAGCUAUUCUGGCAGGAGAGUUCAGACCUCCAGACUCAUGGUGUCCGGUUGGCCACUUCUCCGCGGACAAACGUCGCUGGGUUCAAUUCACGAUCUUGGACGAGAAACACAUGGGCUUCGCGAUUGGUGUGACAAGAAAGCAGCAGCUGAUUGUCGAGUACAGCUGCGGCCAGAACGACAAGAGGGUGAGUAACGGAGUCAUUCUUCCCGCUCUGGAGUACGAGGAGGCACGAGACGAAUUCCGCAAGUUUCAGGAUAAACGAGGCCCGGAAGCCACAGCAGUUUAUUCUUAUGGUCUACGCAGGAACUUAGCUGGAGUCUCGUUUGCAAACCUUGACCUGGAUAAUAGCAUUGUCUGCAGGUUCGCAUCCAAGGGAGCCGUCCAGAGAAAACCGGACGUUCUCGUUCUGCUCCGUUCACUCGACCCUGAAGCCGACUACCACGACAGGUUCUACACAAGGGCAGAGCUAGAAACGAUCUUCAAAGGGGCAAUGCGUGCAUGGAUCGACGACCGAAUGCCAAUGGCCGAUUAUGAUGACGAGGACGUCGAAGUUGCUAAGCGCAAUGUGAAGCGUUUGUUUCACCGAGAGAUGCGCAAAGUACAAGGUCGACGUUACUGA
Messenger RNA from Microdochium trichocladiopsis, 2220 nucleotides. RefSeq lists its product as uncharacterized. The transcript has a single exon. NCBI's taxonomy places the organism in Eukaryota, Fungi, Ascomycota, Sordariomycetes, Xylariales, Microdochiaceae. Bases 1 to 2220 code for a protein of 739 amino acids. The record is from RefSeq and is a predicted model, not a curated record.